GUCGAACAUUCUGAACACGCUUUUCUCUGCUCUUCUCUAAAAUCUCUGAUUGGCUGCAAAUCUCGAACGGAUAGCCGGAGAGCCAGUCAUUUUCCAGCGCCUCGCGAAGCAGGACGGUCAAGCCUGCUACACAGGGCUCUCUGAAUCUUUUGCAGCAUUGCAAUUUUCGUCGUUCCCUGUUGUUUUUUGCUGUCAAUACAGAGAUUUUCUCAAGGGCGCCAAGGAAGCUUCUGUGAGGUCAAUCUUCGGGCACAAUGGCGUCCUCUGCUCUUGCCACCCGCAGCGCUGUGUCGCAUGCUUCCCUCUCAAAGUCGUUGAACAAGGAGUUCACUGGGUUGAGGCCCCAGGCAGCUUUCGUGAAGGUGCCAUCAAAGGCUCUUUACACCCCGAGCCGGAGGCAAGCACAGGGGGUGCAGUGCGGGUACUUGGGCUCCGCCACUAACCUGAUCAUGAUUGGCUCUACCACUGCUCUCCUAGUCGCCGGCAGAUUCGGACUUGCACCUUCAGCCAGCAGAACAGCCACCGCUGGGUUGAAACUAGUUGACCAGGACCCCGGUCUUUCCACUGGUGACCCUGCUGGGUUCACAAUCGCUGAUGUGUUCGCUUCAGGCGCCCUAGGACACGUUAUUGGAGUCGGGAUCGUCCUUGGCCUCAAGGCCACUGGCGGCAUCUAGAUAGGAAAGCACACUUGUACAGUUAUAAACAGGUUUGUCCAUCGGCUUUUGCACACGCGCCGGUCUGCCGUGUUUGCCGUCAUUGUGUUGGGACUGCCAUUCAAUCAAUCGCAACUGGAGAUUGCCCGCUCAUUUCCAGGAAGUGCAAGUGUACCAUUGCCUUCCGCGCGUCUGGACUGAGCACUAUCAAGACUUGAAGUAUUUGCACAAGGCUGGUUGCCAGUGAAACUAUCAGACCAAGGUGCAAUUGAGGCCGCACUCACAUUUCAAAGGGACUGGGACUGUCACAUGCCAAGCCAGGGUCUCUGUCUACAGAACUGAAGAUAUGUGCAGAUGGUUUCAGGUUUGGGCAUUAGCAAUGGAGUAAGAGUGUUCCAAGCACAGUUCCUCAACCGGCUUGCAUCAAUCUACUUGCAUAGAUCGGCGGACCCAGCACGUUCAUCGUCGGGGAUGCUCAUGAGUCGAGGCAGUGAUUGCACUUCUGCAAGUGUAAGUGGAUCCGAAAAUCCUUUGUGUGCAUGAGCAUGUGGCCUGAGACUCAUGUGAAGUGUUGGCCGGUCACUCUUUAAAGUCCG
Molecule: messenger RNA, 1249 nt
Organism: Klebsormidium nitens
Lineage: Eukaryota; Viridiplantae; Streptophyta; Klebsormidiophyceae; Klebsormidiales; Klebsormidiaceae
Source: the annotation of a GenBank genome assembly